UUUAGUUUGAUUUCUUGUCUACGUGCAAUGUGAUGUAGGAUUGUCGGUCGUGUCCGUACUAGGCGUUCGUUCCGUACUAGCUUAGUGUCAGUGAUAUCGGAAAUAAAAAAAAACGCAAAAUAUCGUGAAAACUAAUGUAUCAAUUAUACCGGGCGGGAUUCUGGAUAGACUAGAUGUAGCCUGUAAAAUUCAACAAAAUUUUGUUUGGCGCUGGAGUAGUAAAAUCGAAUCCACCCUAGCAGCUCUGUUGUGCAAUACGAAUUUGAUGGGACGAUAACACCCGAAAAAGGACCCUGGUCGAAUGCUGUUCGGUGCUUUCUUGUACGCGUUCGAAUUGACUAGUGAAAAAAUUUUGCUGCCGGCAGAUGUGAAUUCUAAAAAUCGUUCGUGAAAAACCAGUGCUCACUUGUAAGUCCAUUCAAUUACGACUGUUCUAAGCUGUGCUAACCGACAUUAUCCCUGGAGAGUGGGUUAGCGGUCGGCUGUUAUUGAUUGUGCUUUGUGCUGAAUCACCCAUUGAAAAAGUAAACAAAGUUGAUCAAGCAACGGCAAACUGAAUUGCACUGAAAAAUUCUGUUGGAGGACGCCAUAAUAAUUGCAUUUUCUGCGAAAGAAAAGCGCCUCCCAUCGGUGGUAUCGAGGGUGUGAAACCCCUAUGUGGAAGUGAUUAACAUCCAACAGAAUCUGCUUCUACUCUGUCGCUCCCCGAAGGAGGAGCGCGGGGGUUGUGGUGAAAGUGUGUACGAGCAAAUCCCACUGUAAGCGAAACGGCGGGAAGUGAUAAUUAUGCUGAUUGCAUAAAAAGUGUGCCCCGGUGGAACCGCUGGGCGUUGAAUAAGCGGGAAGAUGCCAUGCAGUGGUUCGUGAGAAAUAAUAUUUAUCGAAGGCUUACACCUGAUGAAUAAAUAAUUACAUUUUAAUCAACAAUAUUGUGAAUUAUAUUUUACGGAUUCAGUAAUUUUCUGACGCGGCCACGUAUUCGUAUGAAAAUUUAUGCAUCGUCGGAUUUUCCAGCCAAUAAACGUGCGUUGGUUUCCCACCACCGCAGGAAGCAGGAAACAAAUUUUGGGGUGGCGAGAAAAAUAAUCCUGCACAAUCGGCUGGUAUUGAGCACUCGUGAUUAAUGUUUGCGCUGUGGUUUAGAAAAACGCACUUGGUCAGUUGGUUGGGACGUCCAAAGUGUACAUUUAGCAGGGCGGGGUGAACUGGAAUGUAAUUUUGGCCACCCACACAAACCACACCUCAGCGUAGCGAAAACUGUCCGUGAGAGUAGAGAAAAAUCAUCGAUAAUCGUUAUUAAUGUGGAAAAUAUGCGGUGCACAUUUAAGCUAAAUUAUUGAUGACCUGCGAAGCUUAAUGUCAGUUGCUGUCUCACGGUUCGGAAAACGUCACACCGGAACUGUGUACGCAGUUCUGCGAGAGAAAACGUUUUUCCAAUAGGUGCUUCCCGAAUGUGGGGUGAUCUGAGCGGGGUAAUUGUUUAAUAUUUGUGUACAUAUUCACAAAUGAAAUAAAAAGUAUGUUAAUACAAGUAGACGCAAGCGGAAAUCGAAUUGAGUGAAAAUUGUGUCUACAGUGAUCCCAACAGCAGCUUGUAUUUGCGAGGUGAAAUCCAGCAGUAUCAGCAGCAGUAGUGUAUGUAAAUGUGAAAUCCGCUGGUUUAAUCAAAUUAAAAUUAAUUAAUUGUGUGAAUAUAUCUGUAAGUAAGUGUUUGUUGUAGUCUGCAAAAAAAAAUAUACACCGAAUCGCAACGUCAGUGGUGCAGAAGAAAAUGAAGCAGCAUAAAAGCCUGAAAGGCAGUGUGUUUUAUUGAUAAAAAAGUGCUACCGGUGGGUAUAUUCUCGUUUGAUUCGGAUCAAGUUGCAAGUCCGCUUUUAAUUGAUUCCGGUGAAUCGUGGCGUAAAACAGAUAAGCCGCGACUCGAGCGAUCGACCUGAAACCCAUACAUAGGGAGAAAAAAAGUAUAUUUGCAAAAAUAAAAACUUCUGCAUUCCCCGGACUGCCACCGUACGUCCGAACCAGCGUAUUGACUCUGUCACCUGAGUCACGACCAUAUGCAACGAUGGAUUUCCGGCCAGGAAUUGUAACAACAAUCGUUUACGCGCUAACGAUAGUUAUGGUGAUGACGAUUGCAUCAGUACUGGCAGACGAAGGCCUGGACACCCGGGAAGGUGAAACGCUGACGCUGAAAUGUCGUUUUAGCGAGCAGCAGCCGUCCAACGAUUUUACCUACUACUGGGCCCGCUGGACAACAGCCAACAAGUUCGACAACGUGGCCAUCAACAACGUACAGCUCAAUACCAACUACAGAAUUGACUUCCGACCGGAGAAAGGAGUGUACGAUUUGCACAUCACCAACACUUCAUACAGCCGGGAUAAUGGCCGCUUCGAGUGCCGCAUCAAGGCCAGUGGCACCGGUGCCGAUGUGCACCAGGAAUACUACAAUCUGACCGUUCUAACUCCCCCGCAGCCCCCUCUGGUAGCGCCCGGGACGAUUGCGGUUGCAACGGAAGACAAGAAGCUUGAUCUCACCUGCAGCAGUAUAGGCGGAUCGCCAGAUCCGACGAUAAUGUGGUACCGCGUUGGCUCAAACACCGCUCUGCAGGCCCCAAUAAAUCGAGGCGGCUCGAAAGAUCUCCAAACGACGAGUACACUAUCGGUACUGCCCCGCCGUGAGGAUGACGGAGCCAAGUACCGGUGCGUAGUAUGGAACCGUGCCAUGCCCGAGGGACACCGGCUGGAAACGCUUGUCACGCUGUCCGUUAACUAUUAUCCCCGGGUGAAGGUUGGACCGGAAAAUCCACUGCGAGUGGAGCGUGACACGACUGCCAAGCUGGAGUGUUCCGUCGAUGCCAAGCCGAACGUUCCGAAUGUACGAUGGACGCGGAAUGGGCGAUUUAUAAGCUCUUCUCGCUCGCACUCCAUCCAGCGAGUUUCCGUCCAGGAUGCCGGAGAGUACGGCUGCUCCGCAGAUAACGGCUUAGGAAAGGUGGGUGAGCAGCUGAUAAUGCUGGAUGUGUUGUACGCUCCGGUGGUUGUCAUCGAAUCGAAAACCUGGGAGGCUGAAGAACGGGAAACUGUAACGAUACGGUGUAACGUAACAUCCAAUCCACCGCCGAUCACGAUUGAGUGGUUCAAAGAGGGUAGUCCAGAUUUUCGCUACGCCGGAGAUAUUUUACAACUGCGAGAAGUGAAGGCGGAGCAUGCUGGAACCUACGUUUGUCGAGCGGUUAACAUGAUCAAACCGUACGGUGGCAAAAUGGCCGAACGCAUUGGAAACUCCACGGUCGCUUUGUUGGUUCGUCAUCGUCCCGGUCAGGCGUACAUCAAUCCCAACAAACCUGUGGUCCAUGUCGGCAAUGGAGUAACACUUACGUGCUCGGCAAACCCACCUGGAUGGCCAGUUCCACAGUUUCGCUGGUUCAAAGAUGCCGUCGGGGAGGUGUCCUCGAACACAAUACUUGCUCAAGGACCACAAUACGUUAUACCGAGAGCACAUCUCGGAAGUGAGGGUAGCUAUCACUGCCAUGCAGUUAACGAGUUGGGCCAUGGACCGAUGGCGACGAUCAAGCUGGAGGUACAUCAACCACCCCAAUUCAUCCACAAAAUACAGCAACACAUGACGAAACGAGUUGGAGAUACUGAUUUCUCGGCAAGCUGUCACGCCAAGGGCAAACCAAGGCCUACCGCACGGUGGUUGAAGGACGGCAGGGACAUCACCGCAGACGCUAAUAUGUACCGCAUCAGCACUAGCAACAACGAUGGCCUCAGUGGCAUGGUUACCGUCCAAAGUACGCUCGUGUUCCAGGGUAAAGCACGACCCCACAAAACCCAGCUACUACCAAGUGACCGCGGUUUAUACACGUGUUUGUUUGAAAACGAAGUAAGCACUGCUAAUCUCAGUAUGCAUCUUCGCAUUGAACAUGGACCGAUCGUACUGCACCAAUACAACAAAGUUGCCUACGAAAUCAAAGAAACGGCCGAAGUGCUGUGCCGAGUGCAAGCGUACCCUAAACCGGAGUUCCAAUGGCACUUUGGCACAAAUACUGCCGCCCUAUCGAUGUCAUCAGAUGGUCACUACGAGAUAAACACCACCACCGAUAACAACGACAUCUACACCAGCGUACUCCGAAUCAACAACCUAAAACAUCAAGACUACGGAGAUUACACCUGCCGAGUGGGUAAUUCAAUUGAGACCAUCCGAGCGCCGAUCCGACUACAACCGAAAGGACCACCGGAGAAACCUACCAAUCUACACGCGGCUGAUGUUGGAUCGAAUUACGUUUCGCUCGUUUGGGACCCGGGCUUCGACGGUGGCAUUAGCAAUACGAAGUUCUUCGUCUCGUACCGAAAGGUGGCUAUUCCACAUCACGACCAAUUGAAUGGGGAUUGCGGCGUCAUCCAGCAAGUUAGCUCCGAUUGGAUGGAGUUCGACUGUCAGCGUGACGUCCCUUGCAGCGUCACUCCACUAGAUCAGCACCAGAGUUACGUUUUCAAAGUAAAAGCAUUCAACGUCAAAGGUAACUCGGAGCCGUCGAAUGAGAUUGCCACCACUACAAAGGUCAGUAAAGUACCAACGCCGUUGCAUGUGGGAUUCGAUCCCGAAACCAGGCAGCUGGGAGUCAACGUUGGAGCAACCUGCCUGUCGCUGAUCGCCAUCGUUGAAUCGAUUGGUUACCACGACACUCCGAUUUCAACCUGGCAAGUGGUGCAGACGAUUGCGCUAGCAGUUUCCGGCAGUAAACCCACCUACAAGGAGGAAGUGCUGGACAACAUGAUAUCAGCGAGGAGAAGUUCCGCCCGAUCGCUCGGAGACGAUGAUUUGCCGAUGGCUCUGGAGGAGGAGAUCCCACCGCGGGUUAGAGUAAAGCUGUGCCUCAAGUCAAACCACGACCAUUGUGGAGAAUACGUCGAUGCUGAGAUUGGUCCAGCAUACGUUCAUGACUCGUCGAUCAUGGCGACUCCCACACUGAUCGCCAUUGUGGUGUCCUGUGUGGUAUUCGCGUUAUUCGUCGGACUUUUACUGAUGUUCUGUCGGUGCAAAAAGAACAGCACCAAAAAAUCAUCCGCAGCAAAAGACUACGAGAUGGACUCCGUGCGUCCUUCGAUCGUAGCCCAACAAAGUCAGGCACCACCACCCUACUAUCCCACAACCGGACUGGAUAACAAGGCUUUGGAACACUCGAUGGAUCUGGCACUGGCGAUGGAAGAUCAGAAAACUUCCGUUUACGCUACCCAAAACGGGUACGGCUACCACUCCGGUACAAGUCAUCAAGUGCCGAGCCACACCAUCGUCGGCCAAGAAUGGGUCACGAUGGGUUACGCGGAAAACAGCUACACCAACUCGAACAACGGAGGCAGUGUCAAUUCACAGGAUUCAAUUUGGCAGUUAAAAAUGUCGGCAGCUCAGGCAGCCCAAGCAGCAGCAGCGGGCGGAGGAACUCUAAUGUCCGGCCAUCAUUACGCCGAACGACAAGCCCCGAUGCCCGCUACGAGCACGGCUGGUCUAUCGUACGGCGGUUACGAUCCGCUGGUACAUUCCGCCUACGGUACGGUGGAAGACUAUGCCAGCUAUCCGCACCUCGCGACAACGCCUAGUCAGCAGGGGCCCGACGAUGUGUAUCAGCAGCACACGUCACGCCAGAGUCAGAAUCCCUCGCGGCAGGACUACUGUGGCGAUUCCUACGCGUCUGUACAUAAGCCGAAAAAACGACUAGACCAAUCUCAUUUAGAUUCAUCGUCGUAUCACGAUGUUAGCGGUCUUCCUGAUCCAUACCUGGAGCACCUUCAGCUUCACUCCCACCAGCAAGACCAGGAAGAUAGUAAUUCACUCCUUCAGCAUCAGCAACAGCAGCACCAGGUGCAACAACAACAACAACAACAACAGCAGCAGCAGCAGCAAAUGUCCCUAAACUACGACGAAAACCUGGAGAGUGGUUACUCGACGCCCAACUCCCGGAAUCGACGCGUGAUACGAGAGAUAAUUGUCUGAGAACAGCCCAGGGUACGUUUCGCCAACGGAACGUGCCUGUGAAUCGUCUGCUCCACCUGCUAAUUCCUUCACUAUAGACAAAAACACAACUAUCAACCAAACCGAAAACCUGCGACACUCGCUCUCUGUCUCUCUAACCUGUUUUUACUAUGUAAAUAAAGUGAACCAAACGAGGGAACCCGCACUCCUGUACUUACAAUUACAGCAGAACGAAGAGCGUUGGAUGCAUCUUCCGAAAUAGGCAAAAAUUAUCCUGUUAGCAAAAUGCCCAAUAGAUCGGCAACGGUUGCGUGGCAAGCGCCUGACGGAAACCACAAAACGGUUUCGAUAAGUUUUCCGAGCAAAAAAAAACCAACACCAUCCUUUCAUAAUGACAGUGAUUCGCGAAAACCAUUCCUCGCUUCAGGAUGUACUGGAAACAAAAAAAACGAUUAACUGUCCGACAAAUUACUAUUAUUGCAAUUGUAUUACCUGCCUCGCUUCUUUUAUAUUAACAUUAAAUAAAUAACAUCCAAUAACAGGCAUUUGGGAAAAUGUCACCAAAAAAAGCAAUAUGCACACAAACGGAACCAAUUGCAUCACGGUAGUCACUGCAGAGCAAAUGAACAUUGUUUGCAUUGAUGCGUGUGCCGCUUAAUUGUCAUUUCAUAUCAUUUCGCUGUUGGCAGUUUGUUCGCAUGCGCAUGCGGCAUAAAAACUCUACUGGCAGUCAUACCCGUACGCAUAUAAUGAGGAAAGGAACUGCGUUCUCCUGUCGCCUCACCCCCACACUGAGGUUUAUUUUUUUUUUCUCCCUUGAUUUACUAAGCCCACCGUAACAGGCUUGCCCCGUAAUCGUUGCCACCUGACGCUAGAAUAUGUAAUGUUUCAUUGGUUUAUAUUUUUAAUUAAAUUGUAUCAUUAUAUACAUAAAGAUACGUGCCCUUAAAGGGAAUAUAAUUCGAUUGCGAAUUAUACGAGCGAAAGAGAACCGAAUCGACGACUGGUCGUGUGAGAGUGAGAUGGGGGCAACAUAAAAACAAGGAGAACCAUAACUCAACGUACUUUAGUAAACGUUUCAGUGUAUUCGAGAACGAGUGAGUAAAAUAUAUUUUAUAUGAAAUUACCAGUGUUUAAAACAUUUGCACAAACAUAAAAAAUAAAAACCCAGUCACAGCAAAUGAGAUCAAACACGUAAAUGCCUGCCUAGUUAUAUCAACUCUCCCGAGGUACGGAACACUUUGUACACGCCGAAUAGAAAAAAGAAAAUAAAAACUAAGAAAGCAGAAUUUUAUUUAGAACUUAAACAAACAAUUGUUUGCGAAGCAGCAGAAAAAUCUGUGUAUAAAAAUCGAAUUUAUCUAGGGUCAAGCGAAAGAGGAUAGCGAAAGCAACUGUAUGGCUAAAAACGAUGAUAUAGCUGUAUUUUAUCUCGAGCAAUUGUUUUAAAUCCAUUCAACCCCACAAAACUGUUUAUACCUAUGCCGUCUACAUUAAUAAACAAACAAACAAACAAAAUAUUGCAAACAUAAAAACAAAGGAAGCAUCGCUGUUUCUAUGUACAUGUGAAUCGUCGUGUGUGUGAUAAAACCGCAAAAACAAAAUACAAAACAUAUUUUAUGCAAAACAUUACCUAAACGGCGCAGUCCUGUGAUUUGGCAGCACUGUCUUCGCACAGCCUCUACCUGUCUCGCAGUAUAAUAGUGAAACCGUUGCGUACCAGUUGCAGCAUUUUGUUUGCCCACCGCGAGGCCCUAUUUUACUGUACAGUAGUUGUUGGAUAUUACAAAUUGCAUGAAUCUCCUCUAUGUACAAACGGCUUACGUGCAAAUGCAUAUUUUAAAAACAGUCACAAAAAGCGCGCGCGAAUGUUCUGAAUUUUAUAGUUUCGAGUCGAUGUAUUCAAUAUUUUACUUUAUGAAUUUUAAUGUAAUUCUUGUAUUAUAGCGUUUCCAACCGAAUGUUUUUCAUUAGUGAAAAAAAACCUGCCAUAGGGGCCAGCUUCGAACCAAAUGGUCUUGAAUAUUCUGUUUGUAUCGGGUAACGAUAGGUUCGAAAUAAACAAAUAAUAAUGAUUCAGACUCAACUGAGAGCAAUUACCCUAUUGACUGAACAUGAAUAAUGCACUCUCCCACGGAAAGUGUAACGUAACGGUAACGCCGCGCAUAGAAUUAUAACUCUGGUUCGUGUAUUGGGAAGCGUUUGUAGACCUCGCAAAAGCGGAUGCUACAAACGCUUUUCUCUCACUCGGUUAUUUCCGUACACUACCAGGCGUCUCCCUUGGUAAUCUAACAAAAUGGAAACUUACCGGUUAAAUUCAAGUUCUAAACAUACUCCAGGUGAUCGAAACUUUUGGCAAGACACUACGUUAAUUUAGUUUUACCUUAAGAUAUUUAAUUUCAAUCCAAAAAAAUACUUUUACGAUUAAUUCGUUGUUAUUAUAUGUUUGUAUGAUCUCGCACAAAUUUAUGUUCGCAAUAUGCUAUAAUGUCACUAUGCCGUACUCGCGAAGCAAAAAAACACGAUGAUAUUGUUUUCAUGUACUCUUCCGCUAAAUUUAACUCAAUGUAUUAAUAUUUACGAUUGGAUUCCUACCAGAGAGCACAGGAACUAAUGAUCGAUGUAGAUAAAUUCCUUGUUUUUUAGAUAGGGAGCUAUUCUAUUAUUUGCCAAGCCUUACCAGUUAAGAAGCUAAAUACAGCAAAAGCGGCUUUCGAGCGAAGAAACAAGAAUUAAAUUUGCAGUUAGGUGGGUGUGCGUCACUUUAUGUAAAACGAUAAGCAAAAAAUGCUCUAUAGCUUUAAGAAGUCCUUCGAUUCUGCAACUGAAUAUACUUUCCAAAAAUGUAUACCCGAUCCUACAGCACUCGUGGAAUACCUUGAUGGACAGUAUACAAUCACGGCGUUUAAUUAGGUCGAGAGAAAAAUAAGCAUUUGUAAAUAUACAGAUUAAGUAUAGGGCAAACCAGAAGAUAGCAGCACGAAAAAUGCAGCAUCACUAAUUAUAAAAGCAAGACGGUGCAGACAUAGAAAGAAGCAAAAAAGCGCAGGAGCUAAGCUGGAGAGAAAGAAAAUGCCAGCCAGCCGCGCUAAACGAGGAAAUUAUUUUACGUAUGGUAAGGCAAACACUGUUGCAGAAAAAGUUAAUUGGUAUCGUCGCAAAAAGGAAGAAAAACUAUCUCCUGUCAUGCGAUUUACGUACGCGUACGGCUGGCAGCAUUUUCUUUCUCCCAGAUUGUAGCGUGAGAAGAACCGACCGCGAACGCCCAACCGGGCAAAAACGGUCCGUGAGGAAUGAUAAAGUUUUAACAGAUUAAGAAAAAUAUGUACGCUAAUAUAUGAAGAAACUCACUGGAAGAAAGAAGAGAAACUAUGAGAAAUAAAAAACUUUUUUAAUGUAAAUAA
Wyeomyia smithii (pitcher-plant mosquito) is the source of this 9375-nucleotide messenger RNA. Its product is annotated as hemicentin-2-like. Lineage: Eukaryota; Metazoa; Arthropoda; Insecta; Diptera; Culicidae. Gene Ontology annotation, molecular function: cell adhesion molecule binding. Gene Ontology annotation, cellular component: cell-cell junction. The coding region runs from base 2063 to 5992 and encodes 1309 amino acids. Gene Ontology annotation, biological process: cell-cell adhesion. The transcript is spliced from 8 exons. The record is from RefSeq and is a predicted model, not a curated record.